Molecule: messenger RNA, 1719 nt
Organism: Clonostachys byssicola
Lineage: Eukaryota; Fungi; Ascomycota; Sordariomycetes; Hypocreales; Bionectriaceae
Source: the annotation of a GenBank genome assembly
AUGAACAACCCAGACUGGCGCCAACGUGGUAGUCAGACCGGAUCUGAUGAGUCGAGUUACCCGGACUUGGCUGCUAAGAAGGCCCCACGAAGAGAAGGGCUGGUAAAGCGUGACAGUGCUGAGAACCGAAUGCAACUUUUCCCUUCUGACGCAAGCUUUCUGAAUACCCUAAAUGCUGAUCCCUCUCAACCACGACCUCGAAACUGGCAUCCAUCAUCUACCGGAACAGAAGACGGAACCAAUAGCAACGAGAUGGGAGAUAGGGCCCUGGGUGCGAUCAAGUCGAACCAGGCGAUUGAUAAUGGAGGCAAAGAAUGGGGGAUGAGUAUCAUCGAGAUUGUUCCUUUUUGUGGUGGUGGUGGUCAGCCUGCGACCCAAGGUCGUUCUAAUGCUACUUACUCAACAGCCUCCAACAUGAAUAAUGUUGUGGAGAUUCGCCAUAUGGGAACGCAUAAAGCUCGAAAGGAUAUCAGCUUUCCAUUUGUGGGCCAAGAUCAACAUGAACAACUUGCUGCGGCCCUCAGAGGGGCCGGAGAGACGCCAAAGAAAAUGAAAAGGCCCGAAACAUUCAGCUCCAUUUACGAAGACUCGACCGCCGAAAACACGACCAGAUCAUCGUCGGUUGAGAUAAUCCUCUCCGGAAGCCCUACUACAAACACCAACCUGCUGAAGCAAAAACCAAGUCUUUCGGCUUCACGUGAGUCAGAGAAUAAAGUGAGCCUUCUGAGCCACGAGCGAGGCAGACACAUCGAACGAGGUCUUGCCAAUGAUGGAGCUAGCGAUGCCUUUGGUAGAAUGCUUCAACGCUUGCACAAAAAUAUGAACAAGGGCCAAACAUCUCAAGGCAUCGAAAUGAAAGACUUUCAGCCCGAAAAGAGCAGCAAAUGGAAUGGCCACCUGAGUUCUCGUACGAGGGGAGAUAGCAGUUCUUCCUCAGGGUCUAUCUUCAAUCCAAGAGCCAGAGAAUUUUUCUCCCUCGUUGCUGGGACUUCAGCAGACGCUGAGAGCAUCCAACCCAAGAAGCCUGUGCGUCCUGAUCUCCAAGGAUAUUUUAAUCCCAGUCCCAUUGUGCCGCCGUUGGAGACGGUACACAACAAGGGCUACGGUCAAGACAACCUUUCUCUGCCUAUCCAAAGCGGACUUCCCUUCGCCAUGUUUGACCCUGGAGCCACAUUGGGGGACAUGCCACUUCCUACCUUGCAUUCUCAAUUUCCUGAGCAGCCUAUGGCGAAGCCCAUUCCCCAAUUGUACACCAAUCCUGCUAUGACAUGGAGCACCCCGAACUUAGCACCGGCCCAGCAUGUUGGCCCAAUGCCAGUCGGUAUGUCGAAUGGGGCCUGGUCCGGCACACUGCCGGUGCCUCCAAUGUUUCCGGGCAUGAUGCCUGCGCUUGCAGGACCACCAAUGGAGCCCAUGCAUCCUACUCUCGGAUCUACAACAUCGUUCCAGAAGUCAGUGACCAUGCACCCGAUGAACCCCCCUCAAGGAUCUCAGUUUCCUGCCAAUGCCCCUGCUCAGAGACACCCAGUGCCGAAGCCCCGGGUGCCUGACCCUGGUAACCAGCAGGCGUACGAAGCAUGGAUUGAAUGGCGCAAGGCAAACGAGCCUGGCUAUGCUAUAGAGUGCAAGCUCAGACAGCAACGUCGUGCCCAGAGGAACAUGGGAAGCAAGCCCCAUGCACAGGCUUCUCGAAGCCUGGAAGUGAAAUCAACCGCUUAA